CGCCCGCCCGCUCCCCAUGGGCUGCGGGGCCGCGGGACAUGGAGCGGUGCGCGGCCCGCCCAGCCGCGGAGGAAGAGCGUCGAGUGCGAGCCAACGCGCGGGAGUACAAUGAGAAGUUCCAGUACGCAAGCAACUGCAUCAAGACCUCCAAGUACAACAUUGUCACCUUCCUGCCUGUCAACCUCUUUGAGCAGUUCCAAGAAGUGGCAAACACCUAUUUCCUCUUCCUCCUCAUCCUGCAGCUGAUUCCUCAGAUCUCUUCACUCUCCUGGUUUACCACCAUCGUGCCUUUGGUUCUUGUCUUAACCAUCACAGCUGUCAAAGACGCCACCGAUGACUAUUUCCGCCAUAAAAGCGACAACCAGGUGAACAACCGGCAGUCUCAGGUCCUGAUCGGUGGAGUCCUUCGGCAGGAGCAGUGGAUGAAUGUCCGUGUUGGAGACAUCAUCAAGUUGGAGAACAACCAGUUUGUGGCGCAGGCUGACCUCCUCCUCCUCUCCAGCAGCGAACCCCAUGGGUUAUGCUACAUAGAAACUGCAGAGCUGGAUGGAGAGACCAACAUGAAGGUGCGUCAGGCCAUCCCCGUCACCGUGGAGCUGGGGGACACCAGUCAGCUGGCUCACUUUGACGGUGAGGUGAUUUGUGAACCCCCCAACAACAAGCUGGACAAGUUUGGCGGGACACUGUACUGGAAGGAGAACAAGUACCCCCUGAGCAACCAGAACAUGCUGCUGCGGGGCUGCGUCCUGCGCAACACCGAGUGGUGCUUUGGCCUCGUCAUCUUUGCAGGACCUGACACGAAGCUGAUGCAGAACAGCGGCCGGACCAAAUUCAAGCGGACAAGCAUCGACCGGCUGAUGAACACACUGGUGCUCUGGAUCUUCGGGUUCCUGGUGUGCAUGGGAGUGAUCCUGGCCAUUGGCAAUGCCAUCUGGGAGCACGAGGUGGGCGUCUGCUUCCAGAUCUACUUGCCCUGGGACGAGGGGGUGCACAGUGCCUUCUUCUCUGGCUUCCUCUCCUUCUGGUCCUACAUCAUCAUCCUCAACACUGUGGUGCCCAUCUCGCUCUAUGUGAGAGCGUGCUGCCCUGCCCCAGUGACGCCCAGACACCCUCCCUGCAGUGUUGAGGUGAUCCGGCUUGGGCACAGCUACUUCAUCAACUGGGACAAGAAGAUGUACUGUGCUAAGCGCCGGACGCCUGCUGAAGCCCGCACCACCACCCUCAACGAGGAGCUGGGGCAGGUGGAGUAUAUCUUCUCUGACAAGACUGGCACCCUCACCCAGAAUAUCAUGGUCUUCAGCAAGUGCUCGGUGAACGGGCACAGCUACGGUGAAGUGCAGGACAUGCUGAGUCACAAGGCAGAGCUGGGAGAGAGGUCAAAGCCUGUAGACUUCUCCUUCAACCCACUGGCAGACCCACGGUUCCAGUUCUGGGACCCCAGCCUGCUGGAAGCCGUCAAGCUGGGAGACCUCCACGUGCACGAGUUCUUCCGCCUGCUCUCGCUCUGUCACACUGUCAUGUCCGAGGAGAAGAGUGAAGGGGAGUUGUUGUACAAGGCACAGUCCCCUGAUGAGGGAGCGCUGGUCACAGCUGCCAGAAACUUUGGCUUUGUGUUCCGGUCGCGCACGCCCAAGACCAUCACAGUGCAGGAGCUGGGUCAAGCCGUCACCUACCAGCUGCUGGCCAUCCUGGACUUCAACAACAUCCGCAAGCGCAUGUCCGUCAUCGUCCGCAGCCCUGAGGGCAAGAUCCGGCUGUACUGCAAAGGCGCUGACACCAUCCUGCUGGAGCGGCUGCACCCUGUCAACCAGGACCUGAGCAGCAUCACCGCCGACCACCUGAAUGAGUACGCUGGCGAGGGGCUGCGGACGCUGGUGCUGGCCUACAAAGACCUGGAGGAGAGUUACUACAGGGACUGGUCCGAACGGCUGCACCGAGCUGGCAGUGCCCCUGAGGCUCGUGAAGAUCACCUGGCUCGGCUCUACGAUGAGGUGGAGCAUGAUAUGAUGCUGCUUGGAGCCACAGCCAUCGAGGACAAACUGCAGCAGGGGGUCCCCGAAACCAUUGCCAUCCUGACGCUGGCCAACAUCAAGAUCUGGGUGCUGACAGGGGACAAGCAGGAAACAGCUGUGAACAUCGGCUACUCCUGCAAGAUGCUGACAGAUGACAUGACAGAAGUGUUUGUGGUCACAGGCCACACUGUGCUGGAGGUGCGAGAGGAACUCAGGAAAGCCCGGGAGAAGAUGAUGGAUGCAUCGCGUUCUGUGUGUAAUGGCUUCUCCUACCAGAAGAAACUCUCCUCCAAGCUCACCUCUGUGCUGGAAGCCAUUGCAGGCGAAUACGCCCUGGUCAUCAACGGGCACAGCCUGGCCCAUGCACUGGAGGCAGACAUGGAGGUGGAAUUCCUGGAGACAGCGUGUGCCUGCAAAGCUGUUAUCUGCUGCCGUGUCACACCCCUUCAGAAAGCCCAGGUGGUGGAGCUGGUGAAGAAGUACAAGAAAGCUGUGACUUUGGCCAUUGGGGAUGGGGCCAACGAUGUCAGCAUGAUCAAGACUGCCCACAUUGGGGUGGGCAUCAGUGGGCAGGAAGGCAUCCAGGCCGUGCUGGCCUCCGACUACUCCUUCUCCCAGUUCAAGUUCCUACAGCGCCUGCUCCUGGUGCAUGGCCGCUGGUCCUACCUGCGCAUGUGCAAGUUUCUUUGCUACUUCUUCUACAAGAACUUUGCUUUCACCAUGGUCCACUUCUGGUUUGGCUUCUUCUGCGGCUUCUCAGCUCAGACAGUGUAUGACCAGUACUUCAUCACUCUGUACAACAUUGUCUACACAUCGCUGCCUGUGCUCGCUAUGGGUGUCUUUGACCAGGAUGUGCCGGAGCAGCGGAGCAUGGAAUACCCCAAACUCUAUGAGCCUGGGCAACUGAACCUGCUCUUCAACAAGCGGGAGUUCUUCAUCUGCAUUGCCCAGGGCAUCUACACCUCCAUCCUCAUGUUCUUCAUUCCCUAUGGCAUCUUCGCUGAUGCCACCCGUGAUGACGGUGCCCAGCUGGCCAACUACCAGUCCUUCGCUGUCACUGUUGCCACCUCCCUCGUGAUUGUUGUCAGUGUGCAGAUUGGGUUAGACACAGGAUUCUGGACAGCCAUCAACCACUUCUUCAUCUGGGGCAGCCUGGCCGCCUACUUUGCCAUCCUCUUCACCAUGCACAGCGACGGCCUCUUCCGAAUGUUCCCUAACCAGUUCCGCUUUGUGGGUAACGCACAGAGCACGCUGGCCCAGCCCACGGUCUGGCUGACCAUCGCCCUCACCACCGUAGUCUGCAUCAUGCCCGUUGUGGCCUUUCGCUUCCUUAAGCUGGACCUGAAACCAGAGCUCUCGGAUACGGUGCGCUACACUCAGCUGGUACGAAAGAAGCAGAAGGCACAGCACCGGUGCAUGCGGCACGCGGGGCGCGUGGGCUCACGCCGCUCUGGCUACGCCUUCUCCCAUCAGGAGGGUUUUGGGGAGCUCAUCAUGUCUGGCAAGAACAUGAGGCUCAGCUCCUUGGCGCUCUCCAGCUUUGCCCCCCGCCCCAGCACCAGCUGGAUCGAGAGCCUGCGGAGGAAGAAGGGCAGCGAGGGCAGCGGUGCUGGCAGCCCCGGCUGCGCGGCCGACAAGACUCUCAGGAUCUGAGGCUGGAGGGGUCACAGGGGGGUCGCAGCCCCUCCGGUGCAGCUAGGGGCUCCCCUCCUCUGCCCCUGGGAGGGCAAAGCCGCUUGUCACUGGGGUCCAGUGCUAGGAGCAGAGGUGAUGUGGGGGCCAGUGCUGAGGUUUGGUGGAGUCUGGACUGUUGCCUUCUAGCCAAAAAAAGAGAGUCUUUCCCUCCCCAGGGUGGGCAGAUGGAUGGGUGGAUGUCGCCACCAUCAGCCCCUCCCAGCCAUCAGUAUUCAACGCCCCAUCACAAUUGAAUGUAUCAUGGCAGAGGUGCAGGGCUCUGGGACAACUGUGGUCGCCCUGUGCCCUUCACCCACGUGUCUUUUUUUUUAUAUAAACAAAAAAAGGGAAAAGAGUCCCCCCCUCCAAAA
Molecule: messenger RNA, 4057 nt
Organism: Hirundo rustica (Barn swallow)
Lineage: Eukaryota; Metazoa; Chordata; Aves; Passeriformes; Hirundinidae
Gene: ATP8B2
Product: ATPase phospholipid transporting 8B2
Exons: 27
Coding region: 39-3665 (1208 amino acids)
Biological process (GO): phospholipid translocation; Golgi organization
Cellular component (GO): plasma membrane
Molecular function (GO): ATPase-coupled intramembrane lipid carrier activity; ATP binding; magnesium ion binding
Source: RefSeq, a predicted model, not a curated record